This is a messenger RNA of Colletotrichum truncatum, 510 nucleotides long. RefSeq lists its product as uncharacterized. The record is from RefSeq and is a predicted model, not a curated record. Gene Ontology annotation, molecular function: methylmalonyl-CoA epimerase activity. Lineage: Eukaryota; Fungi; Ascomycota; Sordariomycetes; Glomerellales; Glomerellaceae. Gene Ontology annotation, biological process: L-methylmalonyl-CoA metabolic process.
AUGUCGACCAUACUCGCUCGUCCAAUUAACCAUGUUGCCGUCUCGGUCGGCGAUAUUGAAGCCGUAACAAUGUGGUACUCUCAAGUGUUGGGUUUUCAAAUCAUCGGUAACCGCAUCUUCCAUAUUAAAAGGUCGGAGAAUCCUGAGGCAGCCAUAUUCGCCAUUUACGGUGAAGCUCUUCGCGAAGUCAAACUGGCAUACAUGACAACAGGCAACAGUGUGGGCUUUGAGGUCUUUCAAUUCCUUGACCCCGCAUUCAAGGCAAACGAUGUUGAUUUUGAAUACAAUCGCGGCGGUUUCUUCCACAUCUGUGUGACGGAUCCUCAUCCAGACGCACUGGCUGAUAAAGUUGUCCAGUACGGUGGAAGCAGGCAGGGGGUGACGGUGAAGGUCGCAGGAGGUGGGGCAGCCUGCGUAUACGUAAAGGAUCCGUGGGGAAACGUGAUCGAAAUACUAGACACCAGCUUCGACCGCAUGGCUGCCAUGAAUGUGCAGCAAUUGAGUAACUGA